UGCCGCGCCUUUCUUGCAUAACAUUUUUCCUUUUUGGGGGUGGGGAGGUUUUUCAUGUUCUUCCAUGUCUUCCAUGGCGUCCUGCAAAACCCUAGUUAAGAAGACGUUCUAGUUUCUGUAAAACCCCUACACUCGUGCCGGCUGAAAAGAUGCCGGGGAGGGCGUCGGAUUCAAGCACGGCGUUGAUUUCGUUCGUACCCGAGGUGAAGGAUCCAGUGGUGUACCAUCUGCACCACGGCCUGAAAAGCCCUCCCUCCUCGAUUUCCGUCUCCUGGUCCCGGGGGAACGUCCUCCGGGUUGCCUUCUUUCGGCACCACGCAACCCCUCGGUCUGGCAGCGAUGCGGAGAGAACGGUGGAUGAAGGCAGCAGCGGGAAGGUCGUGGAGCUCCGGUUCUGUUCGGGCGACUGGGAAUUCGACGAGGCUCGGCGGAGGAGGGUCGCCUACGGCUCGGUGCACGCGUUUGCGUUGCUGCAGAGCCAGAGGAGUGUCCUUUCGACUUCGAUGAUGGCGCCCCAUCGCGCGGACUGGUGGAAGCAUGUGAUGGAGUUCAGCAAGUGCAUCAGUGAGCUGCUUGGGGGUGCAAGGCAUUCAUCUCUUUCGAUCAUUGAAAACCCAAGAAUGCUUGUGAAGUCAUCUGAUGAACCUACGUAUUCCAAGGCCGCAUGGCAAUUGUUGGAGAUGUUCUAUGUUGAUAACCAUUCCUUCAACUGGCUUCCUGAACGAUUUGUUGAUUGGUUAGCAGACUAUGAUCGGCUCAUAUCAAAGACAGAGAUGACCAUCCAUUCCAGGCUUGUAGCUUUGCAGAACAAACUUGUCAAUUUACAGUUUGUUGAGGAUGAUCCUGAAUACUGGGAAGGGAUUGCUUCUGCACUAACAGUUGGAUGGCUGGAGAUGGUGGUGAAGCUGUUGAGGUUGCAUGGAUCCUAUCAGUUGGAUCAGCUUGAUAAUCGUGAGACUGAAAACGGACUCGUUGAGGCAGUUGCGGUUCUUGUUUCAACAAUGCCACGCUUGCGCCCUGAUGCACUGUCUGGAGGCUUUGGACAAUGCCUUAGUACUAAACCCGAUUUUAUUAAGGCAUGGGAAAAGUGGCGGGGACAAGUAGCUAAGCUGGAUUGCAGUGGCUUUUGGCUUAGGUGUGAACAUCGUCAAACAACAGAUGGGUUAAAAAGAUUAUUACAAAUUUUGCUGGGUAAUGUUGAAAGUCUUGCUGCCGCAGCAUGCCACUGGAUGGAGUUGUUUAUAGCGCACAUUCUUUACAUCAGGCCACUUACAAUGGGCUUAGAGGCGAUGUACAGUUUAACCCAGAAGUGCAUUCAGUUGAAACCCACAUCCCAUGAUAACAACUUGAUGAGGCUUAUUCUUGGAAUUCUUGGUGACAAUACGGAGGUUGUUCUAGCAGAAUGCUUAAGAUCCUUUGGCCCCUGGAUGGUUGCUCAUGCCAUGGAAUUGUUGACAGCAAAGAAUCAUCAAAUUGAACUUCUUUUGCAUGAGGAACGAUAUAAUUUAGGUGGAAUUAGCAUAGAGGAGCUGCAUCGACUUGUUUAUGCUCAAGUCCUGGCUUCUCAUGCUUUGACUUGGCAAAUUGCUCCAAUUUAUUUGGCAUCUUGUCCCAAGCAAGGUUUAGGGCUGCUCGAAAUUUUACUAUACAGACAACCUGUGCAGCAUAACCAACUAUUUCUGAAGACCCUUGAGAUAUGCAACCUAUAUGAACUUGGCAAUAUUGGUGCAAGCAUCAUGACGAUUGCAGGAAUCCAUCACUGGAAGCAUGGCAGGAAGGGGUUAGGUGUUUUUUGGCUGCAACAGGCUCAUGAUGAAGUUCGUCUGGGGAAAAUUGCACAGCAGUUGUUUGAAUCUGUGGGGAAGUCAUUAUCAGAUGAUAGUUUUAGGCAAUGGGAAGGGUUGGUUGAACUUCUUGAACAUGAAAACAGGAGUGCCGGAGGUCUUGAAUUUCUGCACAUGUAUAGAGAGUUCAAAAGAUCGCUUCAAAAACUUCAGAAUGAACUCCAUGCUGGAAUUCAGGAUGAAAUAUUGUUGGAUGCUGCACGACAAGCAUUGGAGCUUCUUAUACUGCUCCUGAAAAAUCCAUCAACACCACAGCGUUUUUGGUUGCCCCUCCUUCAUGAUUCGUUGAUUUUACUACGCUGGCGAGACCAUUCCCUGCUUUCUGUCUCUCAAGCCAACCUGUUGCUAAGAAAACUUCAAGAGUUGUCAUUGGCAAAAUUGCAUCCGGGUUUUUCUGAAGCUGAUUUGCCCCCAGAGGCCUUGAGUAAUGUCAGAUUGGCAUUGGCUACAAGUCUCGGCCGAGCAAUGCUUCGGGGCUGAUGAUUGUGCUUCAGUGACGAUAUUCACUUGAGACAUCAGUAACAUGUUGGCCUGCGACAGCCCAAGAGCUAAACCAGCUGCACUGAAUUCUGAUGGUUUAAUUGCAUUACAACGUCGCACCUGCUUGUUCUGUUAAUGAUAUCCAAUGCAUCUGAGCUCUACGGCAAAAUAUCAAUGUAUUAUAGUCAGUAAGCUCCUAGGCUGUAGAUUUGGCUUCCCCGCCCCACCCUGCCCCCCCACCCCUCCAACAAUAUGGUGGGUUCUUGGAGCUUUGAUCUUAAGGGUUGGUUGGUAGACUACCUUUUUCCAGGCUCUGUGCUCCCCUGCCGCAAACGCUAAAUCAAGAAAAUGUGGCAGAGUUGCAGCCUAGCCUUCUGUAUGGAUAAUCAUCUGAAGUGAAUCAUAACAGUUUGUUGCUAUGUAUAGAUUCUAAAUUGAUAAUAUGCCUUCAGAUGUGGGCAACAAUUUGGUGCCUUUGGAUUUGGUUUGGGUGCAGAUAUUCAUUUUCAGGUGCCAGAUUUGAUCUCAUCUAUAACGAUUUUUUGCUUGGAAAAUGCCUGUUCUAGCUCUUAUUUUCCUGACACUGUUUGGAUCUGAACUUACGAGUAUUAUCUCAAUUCAGAGUCUGAAGUUCCUGUUUAAAAUGUCAA
This is a messenger RNA of Nymphaea colorata (pocket water lily), 2974 nucleotides long. RefSeq names its product nuclear pore complex protein NUP85. Gene Ontology annotation, molecular function: structural constituent of nuclear pore. Lineage: Eukaryota; Viridiplantae; Streptophyta; Magnoliopsida; Nymphaeales; Nymphaeaceae. The coding region runs from base 150 to 2324 and encodes 724 amino acids. The record is from RefSeq and is a predicted model, not a curated record. Gene Ontology annotation, biological process: positive regulation of DNA-templated transcription; protein import into nucleus; mRNA export from nucleus. The transcript is spliced from 19 exons. Gene Ontology annotation, cellular component: nuclear pore outer ring.